AUGGGCUACAGUGAGAGACUGAGCGAGACUCUCGCUCCUCACGAACUUCGCGACAAUAGUAGUCCAGCUAAAUUACCCAAUCUACUCAACCUUGCCAUUCUCAAGACGAUGGCGCCCAAGAGCCUACUCCGCUACAUCUUCCGCCACGGCCCAAACAGCAAAUCGCGCGAUGCCGUACCACCUCCCCAAGUCGCGCCUGUUGCACCGUACAGUACUACAACCGCCGUGACAUCGAAAGAAACUGUCCGGUAUGACCAGAACGUGCGAACCACCGAGAUCCCAGACUCGCCGCUGGCCUACAAGCACCAGCAACACCCCUCUGACCGCCCCAACAGCCGCGCCUCCUCCGUCCUCGAAGAUAUCGCCGAAGAAACCAACACCUCCCCAUCGCCCAGCCUGCACUCCACCGUCUCUAUUGCCUCGACCCUCCGCUCCAUCGACGUGCAGACGUUCAGUACGCGCGAGCUGAUCCUCGCGACGCUGAACGAAGCCAAGAGCGCGAAUAUGGGUCACUUGGAUACGAUUGAUACGUCGCUUGCGCUGCUGGGAGCGUUGGAGGGAUUUAGUGCGACGGUGGGCGUCUUGAGGGACGAGAUGCUGGACAAGAAGGAGAUUUAUGAGGAGAAGAUGGGGUUGUUGGAGCAUUUGGAGAGGGCGGUGGAAGUGUAUGCGGUUUGGGGAGGAGGAUGGGCAGAAGAGAUGAGGGGAGGUACGAAGUCGCGGCAUGGGGAGACUCAUGACAUGAAGGAUGUAAAGAAUAUGACUCAGUGUACAUAA
This is a messenger RNA of Parastagonospora nodorum SN15, 777 nucleotides long. RefSeq lists its product as hypothetical. The record is from RefSeq and is a predicted model, not a curated record. NCBI's taxonomy places the organism in Eukaryota, Fungi, Ascomycota, Dothideomycetes, Pleosporales, Phaeosphaeriaceae. The coding region runs from base 1 to 777 and encodes 258 amino acids. The transcript has a single exon.